Molecule: messenger RNA, 2400 nt
Organism: Budorcas taxicolor (takin)
Lineage: Eukaryota; Metazoa; Chordata; Mammalia; Artiodactyla; Bovidae
Gene: NELL1
Product: neural EGFL like 1
Exons: 19
Coding region: 1-2400 (799 amino acids)
Molecular function (GO): calcium ion binding; protein binding
Source: RefSeq, a predicted model, not a curated record
AUGGCUCUCUGUUCCUUUUCAGUGGUGGGCUUUGGGAUGGAUCCGGACCUUCAGUUGGAUAUCAUCACUGAGCUCGACCUCGUGAACACCACCCUUGGGGUCACGCAGGUGUCCGGACUGCACAACACCAGCGAAGCAUUUUUAUUUCAAGAUGCAGAAAGAGAGAUCCACGCAGCCCCUCAUGUGAGUGAGAAAUUAAUUCAGCUGUUCCGGAAUAAGAGUGAGUUCACCUUUCUGGCUACUGUGCAGCAGAAGCCAUCCACGUCAGGAGUGAUCCUGUCCAUUCGAGAACUGGAACACAGCUAUUUUGAGCUGGAGAGCAGUGGUCUGAGGGAUGAGAUUCGCUAUCACUACAUGCACAGUGGGAGGCCCCGGACAGAGGUGCUUCCGUACCGGCUGGCCGAUGGGCAGUGGCACAGGGUUGCACUGUCAGUCAGCGCCUCCCGUCUCCUCCUCCACAUCGACUGCAACAGGAUUUAUGAACGUGUGAUAGACCCUCCUGAGACCAACCUUCCCCCUGGAAGCAAUUUGUGGCUUGGUCAGCGCAACCAAAAGCAUGGUUUAUUCAAAGGGAUUAUCCAAGAUGGGAAAAUCAUCUUCAUGCCAAAUGGAUAUAUAACACAGUGUCCAAACCUGAAUCGCACUUGCCCAACUUGCAGUGAUUUCUUAAGCCUGGUGCAAGGAAUAAUGGAUUUACAAGAGCUUUUGGCCAAGAUGACUGCAAAACUGAACUAUGCAGAAACAAGACUUAGUCAGUUGGAAAACUGUCACUGUGAGAAGACCUGUCAAGUGAGUGGACUGCUCUAUAGAGACCAAGACUCCUGGGUCGACGGUGAUCAUUGCAGGAACUGCACAUGCAAAAGCGGGUCUGUAGAAUGCCGAAGGAUGUCCUGUCUCCCCCUCAACUGCUCUCCAGACUCCCUCCCCGUGCACAUCGCCGGCGAAUGCUGUAAGGUCUGCCGCCCAAAAUGUAUCUAUGGAGGAAAAGUCCUCGCAGAAGGCCAGCGGAUUUUAAGCAAGAGCUGUCAGGAAUGCAGAGGUGGAGUUUUAGUAAAAAUUACCGAAGCAUGCCCUCUUUUGAACUGCUCAGAAAAGGAUCACAUUCUCCCGGAGAAUCAGUGCUGCAGUGUCUGCAGAGGUCAUAACUUUUGUGCUGAAGGACCUAAAUGUGGUGAAAACUCAGAGUGCAAAAACUGGAAUACCAAAGCUACUUGUGAGUGCAAGAAUGGUUACAUUUCUGUCCAGGGAGACUCUGCCUACUGUGAAGAUAUCGAUGAGUGUGCAGCUAAGAUGCAUUACUGUCAUGCCAACACUGUAUGUGUCAACCUGCCUGGGUUAUAUCGCUGUGACUGUGUCCCAGGAUACAUUCGUGUGGAUGACUUCUCUUGUACAGAGCACGACGACUGUGGCAGCGGGCAGCACCACUGCGAUGAGAAUGCCAUCUGCACCAACACUGUCCAGGGACACAGCUGCACCUGCAAGCCGGGCUACGUGGGCAACGGGACCAUCUGCAGAGCAUUCUGCGAAGAGGGCUGCAGAUACGGUGGAACAUGCAUGGCUCCCAACAAAUGUGUCUGUCCUUCUGGAUUCACAGGAAGCCACUGCGAGAAAGAUAUUGAUGAAUGUGCAGAGGGGAUCAUUGAGUGCCACAGCCAUUCUCGCUGCGUUAACCUACCAGGGUGGUACCACUGUGAGUGCAGAAGCGGUUUCCAUGACGAUGGGACCUAUUCACUGUCCGGGGAGUCCUGUAUUGACAUUGAUGAAUGUGCCUUAAGAACCCAUACCUGUUGGAAUGAUUCUGCCUGCAUCAACCUGGCAGGGGGCUUCGACUGCCUCUGUCCCUCUGGGCCCUCCUGCUCUGGUGACUGCCCCCAUGAAGGAGGGCUGAAGCGCAAUGGGCAGGUGUGGACUCUGAAAGAAGACAGGUGUUCCGUCUGUUCCUGCAAGGAUGGGAAGAUAUUCUGCCGGCGGACAGCAUGUGAUUGCCAGAAUCCAAGCGUUGACCUUUUCUGCUGCCCAGAGUGUGACACCAGGGUCACAAGCCAAUGUUUGGAUCAAAAUGGAAACAAGCUCUAUCGGAGUGGAGACAACUGGACUCACAGCUGCCAGCAGUGCCGCUGUCUGGAAGGAGAGGUAGAUUGCUGGCCGCUCACUUGCCCCAGUUUGAGCUGUGAGUACACAACUAUCCUGGAAGGGGAAUGUUGUCCCCGCUGUGUCAGUGACCCCUGCCUGGCUGAUAAUAUCGCCUAUGACAUCAGAAAAACUUGUCUGGACAGCUAUGGCCUUUCAAGGCUUAGCGGCUCAGUGUGGACAAUGGCUGGAUCUCCAUGCACAACCUGCAAAUGCAAGAAUGGAAGUGUCUGCUGUUCUGUGGAUCUGGAGUGUCUUCAUAAUAAUUGA